AUGGAGCCUCACGGGCAGGUUGGGGGGGAAUCCCAUCGGCCCGACCACGGCGGCCCAGGCCAGACUUCAGUAAAUAUGAAUUACGUACCAACGGAAGAAGAAAGGAGAGUCUUCAGAGAAUGCAACGAGGAGAGCUUCUGGUAUAGAUCUGUGCCAUUGUCUGCUAUCAGCAUGCUGGUCACUCAGAUGUUAAUUAAGAGAGGCACUCUUUCUGCACAGUCAAGAUUUGGCUCUCUUCUGAAAAUUGCAUUCGCUGGAGCAUGUGGCUACAUUGGUGGAAAGCUUUCCUAUAUGAAGACAUGCCAAGAGAAGUUUAAGAAAUUAGAGAAUUCACCGCUGGGAGAAGCUCUGAGGCAACGUAAACCCAUUUCACCUGAAUAUUAUUCUCAAAAACAAGAAUUCUCAAAUGUGCCUUCCUCGACACCUUAUGAAACUUUUCCAGCAGCAGAAGCACCACCUUCUUCCAUGUACUCUGGGGAUAGUCGUGGAAUGGAAUAUUCUCGCUCCAAAUAUGAACCAGUCCCCUUUAGUUCUUCCAUGAAUGAAUCUACCCCUACUGGAAUCACAGACGGUGCCCCCCAAGAACCUGGUCCAUCACUCCAAGCCAGUCCAAAGAGGAAAGGAAUCACAUAUGAUGAACUGAGGAACAGAAACAGAGAGAUAUAUGAAGCAGGAGUAACACAGAAGUCAGAACUCCCAUUAAAGUCUCCACAGGAAAGACUUCCAAAGAAAGAAGUUCAAGUUAAUAAGUAUGGAGAUGCUUGGGAAGAGUGAAGAACCUUUCUACCUCCAGAAGACAUCUCUUCAGUCAAUAUGUC
Molecule: messenger RNA, 818 nt
Organism: Euleptes europaea (tarantolino)
Lineage: Eukaryota; Metazoa; Chordata; Lepidosauria; Squamata; Sphaerodactylidae
Gene: OCIAD1
Product: OCIA domain containing 1
Exons: 8
Coding region: 1-774 (257 amino acids)
Cellular component (GO): endosome
Source: RefSeq, a predicted model, not a curated record